AUGCCUCCGCAUCACCCUCCCGAGUCGCCCACCCACCAGCAUCAGCCCCACGCCUCCAACCUCCUCGCUGCUGCACGCGCUCGCGUCGCCCACCAACUCCUGGCCGCGCGCCCAACCACCACCACCAGCUGCCACCGCCUCGCUCAGCCGAGCCGCCCAAGUUUGCCUCCACGCGCGCACCACGCACCUGCCAAGCAGCGCCCGCCACUUGCGCCUGGCAAGCCACCACACCGCGCCCGCGGGCUCCUCCACUGCCGCCCACCCACGCGCAGCUCACGCGCCCGCACCCAGCACCCCCAGGCCUCCACGGCGCCCCUCACGCUCGCGCUCAAGCCACCCGCCCAGCGCAGUCUCCUACUCGGCCAGCUACCAAGCACCUACCCGCGUGCGUGUGCACAGACCAAGGUUCCUUGCCGCAUCUCCUCAGGCCAUCCACACGCGCAGCCCAACCAUUUCCUGCGAGAAUCGCUCAGCUCCCGCUUGACCGGCACUGCCGCCUCCAUCAGCCCGGCACUGCCGUGCCGCUCACCCCGGCACUGCCGGCCAUACAACAACGGCACUGCCGCCCUGGGCCAUGUGCUGUUCAAAACAGUUCGUCCUGUUCGUGCUCACCGGCACUGCCGGCCGAUUCCUGGCGGCACUGCCGGCCCCCAUCAUCUUCAACCUCCCGCCUGCCACACCUGCGCCCCACUUCCACCAAUCAUCGGCCAAACCACCACGGCGCCGCGCCUCUGCAGCAAGUCGACCCCGCCUCCCCUGCCGCGCGCCUCCCUUACCCCGUUUCCGUCCCGACCACGCCUGGCCGCUCGCCAACCUCCAAGCUCGCGCUCAGGCCUCACCCAGCUCCCGCCCGCGCCAGGCAAGGCACCACGCCCGCCGCUCGCCUUCCGCCUCGCCUGCAGCGCGCUCGCCCGCCUUGGCCCGCUCCACGCCCGCCUCCACGCAGCUACCGCCAACCACCGCCCGCGCCCACGCCCAUCCGCUCGUCGCCCCGCACAGCGCCGCCUGCACCACGCCCGCCCUUGGCCAACCUCGCCGCCGGCCCACGCCAACACCAGCAGGCGCGCCCGCACAAGCAGCAGCAGCGCUCGACCGCCGCCCGCCUCACUCGCCCCGCUCCACGCCACGCCCAGGCCCCUGCCGCUGGUCGCGCCUCCAUCCCUUGCCGCUCGACUGCAGGCCGCGCCAGCCCAAGCUACAACCGCAUAA
Lolium perenne is the source of this 1209-nucleotide messenger RNA. The record is from RefSeq and is a predicted model, not a curated record. Lineage: Eukaryota; Viridiplantae; Streptophyta; Magnoliopsida; Poales; Poaceae.